AUGCCGCCGCGCGUCGACCCCACCGGAAGGCGCGCGGCGACCGCGGACGCCGACGCCGACGACGCGGGAGACGGACGCGACCCGGCGGUGGACUCCGCGCGCGUGUUCAUGUCGUUCGUUGCGGACGCGUCGAGGUUCGGCGCGGCGGUGUACGAUCGCGACGCGAACGCGAUCGAGACGGUCGAGGGCUACCUCGACGACGACCUCGUGCUCCUGAGGCUGCUGCUCGUGUCGCACGAGCCCGACGUCGUCUUCGUGCCCAUACGCGUCGUGGGAACCAAGGACGGGGGAUCGAGGCGCGCGAACGCCAUCCUCGACGCCCUCACCGAGCGCGGCUCCACCGCCGACGACGACGACGACCGCGAAGGCAACCGCGCGGAACACGACGACGACGACGACGACGACGACGACCGCGCGGAAGAAGGCCGCCGCGCUCCGCGUCGCGCCGACGAAGACGGAAGCCGUCUCCGCAGGGCCAUCGUGCCCCUCCCCGCGCACGCCUUCGACCGCAUCGACGCCUGCGUCGGCGCGAUACGCGAGGCGUGCGCGCUCCCGGACGACGCCGCCGUCAACGCCAGGGUCGCCCUCGACGCGCCGCUCCAGGUCGCAGCCGCUGGAGCGCUGUGCGCCGCGCUCCUGGCGAGAGACGUGGUGUUGACAAAAAACAGGACGCGUCAACGACGGGGAUCGAACGUGGGACCGAACGGGGGCGACGACGGGGAAGAAGAAGAAGAUAAACGAGCAGCGCACGGCGUCCGAGUGGACCUCGGGGGCACGGGCGGCGGCGGGUCGUGGCGCACCGGGACGCACUCCACGCACGAUCCCGCGGAUAUUCGAGAGAUGUCACUGGGCGGGUACCUACGCAUCGACGACGCCGCGAGGGUGGCGCUCGGGAUCGAGAGACUCGAGUCCCACCCGUCGCAGUACGUCGGCUGCGGCAAGGAGUGGGGCUUAUUCGCGCUCGCGGCGGACGCGUGCGUGACACCCGCGGGGCGGCGGACUGUGCGAAAUUGGUUUCGCCGACCGACGUUGAACCUUCAAAGUUUGAACGAUCGCCUCGACGGCGUGGAGUACUUCAAAGACAACCCGGGGGUGCGCGAUGACAUGCGCGCCAUCGCCAGACGGGGCAGGGACGCGCACGCGGUGCUCGCGUCGAUGUCCGCGCGCGUGGACAAGGCGACGCGAGGGGUCGGGGAAUGGCGCAGGCUCCACGCGUUUUUGCGAUCCGCUCGCGACUUGCUGGAGUACGUCGAGGAGAGGUUCGUGACGCUCAGGGCUGGCGAAGAUUUCGCAAACGCGGGAGCACACGCAAACACGGGGGGGUUCCCCGCCGCGAGCACGUACGUCCCGUCCGUCAGAUCCGGCGUCUGCGUCGACCUGGACGACGCCCGGGAGAUGUACCGACGCCUUCCGGACCUUCUGGAAAAGGUUCGAGAAACAAUCGUUCGCGAGAUCCCGAGGGUCCUGAGGGGCCGCGGCGUUGAGGAUAACCUCUCGGUGGUGUACCUGCCAAAGACGGGUUUCAUGCUGAGGUGCGUCGGCCGCGCGCUCCCGCCGGACAUCGCCGACGAACUCGGCGAGUGCGAGUUCGCCUUUGACAAGUCAUCAGACGAGCCUGAACUCGCACUCGCCGCGGACUUUCCCUUGGGCCCGGAAGGAAUCCAAAGCUCCAGGUACUCUGCGUAUUACUUCACCGCCGCGACGCGAGAGCUGAGCGACGCCGUCGGCGACGUCCUGUCCGACGUCCACGACCUGGAGGCUUCCAUCCUGCGCGACCUUCGGAGGAGGGUGCUGAGUAACUCGAGGUUGCUGCGGGACGUCGCGUCGUGCGUGGCGGAGAUGGACGCGACGAUGUCGCUCGCCGCGUUUACGUCUUCGGGAAAUAUGCGUCGACCUAUUUUACACGACGGCACCGAGAUGAACGUCGUCGGCGCCAGGCACCCGCUGCAGGAGGCGACGCGCGCGCCAGAGUGCGGGGCGAUCGUCCCGAACGAUUUCCGAUGCGGCGGCGGGCGCAUCGCCGUCGUCACCGGUCCGAACCAGUCGGGGAAGAGCGUGUACCUCAAAUCAAUCGCCGCGUGCGUUUUCCUGGCGCACGUCGGUUCCUUCGUCCCGGCGGAGAGCGCGUUCAUACCCCUGGUGGACCGCGUGUUCACCCGAGUGGGCGCGUCGCGCGACGGCGGCGGCGGCGGCGGCGGCGGCGGCGGGUCCUUCGCCGCGGAUUGCGCGCGGGUGUCGCAGAUGUGCAACGGUUGCACCGGUCGGUCGCUGUGCGUCGUCGACGAGUUCGGCAAGGGGACCGCGACGGCGGACGGCGUCGGGUUGCUGGCGGGGUUCCUGAGGUAUCUCGCGCGUUCGCCGACGCCGCCGAUCGCGCUCGUCGCCACGCACUUCACGGAGUUUGUCCGCGACGAAUCAAUCGUGCCGACGACGAUGAGGCCGAUGCAGUUUCUGACGAUGCGAAUCCACCUGCGCUCGCCGCCUGGGUACCGUUCGGCGGGCGAGGACGACUCGGUGGUUUUCCUCUACCGCGCCGUUCCCGGCGUAUCGUCGAGGGCGUACUCGCUGAGGUGCGCGCGCGACGCGGGGCUGCCCGGUUCGGUGCUCGCGAGGUGCGAGGAGCUGGCGGCGAUCGACGCGGCGAACGGCGCGGGGGUCGGCGGCGAAAGGGGAACGAACACAGCUGUGGUCCGCUUGGCGCCCGCGGCUGGCGCGAAGGCGGCGCGCGCGCGCGGGGCGGCGAGGGACCGCGCGGUCGUCGCCGCGCUCGCGGGUUUGGACCCGACGUGUUCGUUCGAGGACGCGCGCGCGGCGAUCGCGGAGGUGACGCGACGAGACGUGUGA
Messenger RNA from Micromonas commoda, 2844 nucleotides. RefSeq names its product MutS 5 (gene MSH5). Gene Ontology annotation, molecular function: ATP-dependent DNA damage sensor activity; ATP binding; mismatched DNA binding. The record is from RefSeq and is a predicted model, not a curated record. Lineage: Eukaryota; Viridiplantae; Chlorophyta; Mamiellophyceae; Mamiellales; Mamiellaceae. Gene Ontology annotation, biological process: chiasma assembly; mismatch repair. The coding region runs from base 1 to 2844 and encodes 947 amino acids. Gene Ontology annotation, cellular component: nucleus. The transcript is spliced from 5 exons.